AUGGAUCCUGGACCUUCGCAACCUCGAAUGCCCAAAGGCCUUUGCCAGGCAGACCAAGGGUCUUCAGAGCCUCAAAUGCUCCAAGGAACACUUGAUCCUCCCGAGCAGUCAGAGGAAGGACCCUUGCGGCUUCAAGUGUCCACAGAAGCACUUGACCCUGUCCAGCAGAUGUUCACAUGGCUACACGCCGAGAGAUGGACUAUAUCACUACCUGAAAGGAACCAAAGCAUGCCGCCUGCUCUGAGGGCAACCCAGAACAUUGAUCGACUCUGCUCAACAUGCCAAGCCUUUCCCUGGGCAUCUCUCUGGAAGCAAAUGCACCAUGGGAAAGGCAGCUGGCUACCGAGGCACCAACGACGUCGGCUCAGUACAAUCCGUGGAGAGAGGACAGUGCACAUACCUCGAUGGCAAGAAUAUCACCUGAGCUUCGACAAGGCGAGCACCGAAUGGAAAAGCAGAAUCGAGUCAGCGCAAAAGAGAUGGGACCUCGAUCAAUUGGAUGCAGUCACCUACGUAUCACACCGUAUGGAAGCUGGCAGAUGGGUGCUUUUGCUCGGAGCCCCAGGCUGCGAACCUGCUAAGCUUUCGGUCUCCUUUGCACAACGCGCGGAAAAUCCUCUGCCACCCACGGUUCGAUCUGAAGGGCGUACGAGUGACUUCGCCAGGCAUUGGAUCUCGGCAUUGGAUCUCGAUAUGGUCAUUCAACUCCAGGUAAUCCGGGAAGAGUUGAAAGCCAGGCUGCUUGCUACAAGCGGGGAAGAGGCCCGCUACGCUGCUCUCAGUCAUCGCUGGUCUUCUUCAACCUCCUUAAGACUCACCACACAAAACCUGGAACUCCUCAAGAAGGGGAUCGAUAUUUCAGAGCUAUCACGCACAUUUCGUGAAGCAUUUGAAAUCGCCAUCGGGAUUGGACUCCAGUAUAUCUGGAUUGACGCCCUUUGUAUCCUCCAGGAUGAUGACCACGACUGGGCCAAGGAAUCUGCAAAGAUGGGCGAUGUUUACCGACACGCCGAUAUCACCAUCAACGCCUUUACAUCAGCAAACGGCAUUGGACAAUGCACCACGGCGUACGUACCUACUAAUCUAGUGGACUAUGCAUGCCGGGUCGAGGGACAAAUGUAUGUCCAUGAGGAGGAUGGGGGACUCGCGGAUGUCUACGAGCUCGAAGGCGUCACUCAAACACGAGGUUGGAUUUACCAAGAGGAGCAGCUCUCCCGACGACGCCUGUACUGUGGACAACACCAUUUGGUCUGGAAGUGUGCGGAAAUGUGGGCGAGAAACGACAGGCCCUUUGGAUUUUCCGGGGAAGAAUUCGACAAGCCCUUGAUGUCUGGCUAUCCAUGCUCGAAUUCGAAGCUCACUUUACGUCAAUGGCGUCAGAUGGUGCAAACCUAUACCAGGCGCACCCUGACAUACGCUGCAGAGGACAAGCUUCCAGCCAUCUCCGGGUUGGCUGCCGUCUUCGAAGAAGGUUUCCCAGGCCAUCAUCUCGGACCUUAUCUCGGAGGAAUAUGGAGAUGCGAUCUAUACCGUGGCCUCCUCUGGUACCGUGUGGGUAACUCUAUCGGCCCCGAUCGACGCAUUGAUGGGCCGUCCUGGUCUUGGGCCUCGUGGGACGGUCCGAUUGAUUUUGAAUUCGAAGACGACGAUGCCAGUUGGUCGGCAAGAAUGACAUGGCCACCCCAAAGAACUUACCCAUGCAAGGUGCGAGAGGCAUCAACGACCUUGGAGGAUCCGGUGAACAAGUACGGUCGAGUGUUAUCGGGCCGAAUCGUCAUCAAAGGAAGGGUGCUCAUGAACGCAGGGCGGUUGAGCGAACAAUCCAGAAACACAAAUCCAGCGGAUCCAGCGAUCCACCUGGACUCUGAUGCUAUCUUCCCCGAGGAUAGCAUCUUACUCCCCAUCACCCAUCGAUCAGGGCUCCUUCUGAGGGGGGAUCCGAGGACCACCACGGAUGCGACGCCGGUCUUCCGGCGGAUCGGAUUGUGUGUACGCCCGGAACGACAUGAAGAUUUCGACUGGUUGCGUGCCCCACGCUGGCAGAUCAUGGAGCUGGCGCUUGAAUAG
Molecule: messenger RNA, 2067 nt
Organism: Aspergillus pseudonomiae
Lineage: Eukaryota; Fungi; Ascomycota; Eurotiomycetes; Eurotiales; Aspergillaceae
Product: heterokaryon incompatibility protein-domain-containing protein
Exons: 3
Coding region: 1-2067 (688 amino acids)
Source: RefSeq, a predicted model, not a curated record